AUGGUCGGUCUGCCUGCUCGAGGAAAGAGUUACAUCACAAAGAAGCUCGCUAGAUACUUGAACUGGCUACAACACGACACGCGCAUCUUCAAUGUUGGAGAGAGACGCCGUGUCUCUACACCCGAAAUGCCCGACUCGGAUUCCAUGGAUCAAUCGGCCAACUUCUUCGACCCCCAGAACAAGAGAGCUGCCUUGAUCCGCGAGCAGUGCGCCAUGGACACGCUGGACGAACUCCUCGACUACAUCCUUGAAGGCAAUGGCUCGGUCGGUAUUCUCGACGCUACAAACAGUACCCUCGAGCGCAGAAAGGUCAUCAUGAAGAGAAUUCGCGAAAGAGCUGGCACCGAGCUGAACGUCCUCUUCCUCGAGAGUCGCUGUGUUGACGAGAACUUGCUUGAAUCAAACAUGCGCCUGAAGCUUUCAGGUCCCGACUACAAGGACCAAGAUCCUGUCGCUGCUCUUGAGGACUUCAAGAAGCGUGUCGCCAUCUACGAAAAAGCCUACGUACCACUAGGCGAAUACGAGGAGAAGAACAACAUGCCAUACAUCCAAAUGAUCGAUGUAGGCCGCAAGGUCAUCUCGCAUCAAAUCCGCGGCUUCCUCUCCGCCCAGGCCAAUUACUACCUCCUCAACUUCAACCUCGCACCUCGCAUGAUCUGGAUCACGCGCCACGGUCUUUCUAUGGACAACGUUUCAGGCAAGAUUGGAGGUGAUUCCGACCUCAGCAAAGAGGGCCUACAAUACGCCAAAACACUCACCAAAUUCAUCGAGCACGCUCGUAGGGAAUGGGACAUGAAGCAACUCCACAAGCUCACCCACUCACAUUUCCCUCCUCAACCUGGUGACACAACUCCGCCCAACCCCCACUACCAGCCCAACGACAACAAUGAGUUACAACAAAAGUCCUUCUGCGUAUGGACUUCCAUGCUCAAGCGCAGCAUUCAGACGGCUCAAUUCUUCGACGAUGAAGAGUAUGACUCGAAGCAGAUGCGCAUGUUGGACGAACUCAACGCUGGUAUCAUGGAGGGUCUCACAUACUCCUCCAUCGCCGAAGCCCACCCUGCCGAAUACGCCCUCCGCAAAAAGGACAAGCUUCACUACCGCUACCCCGGUCCUGGCGGUGAGGGAUAUCUUGACAUCAUCAACCGUUUGCGUCCUGUGAUUGUCGAGCUUGAGCGCAUGGAAGACCACUGCUUGCUCGUCGGUCACCGUAGUGUCGCUCGUGUUUUGCUAGCAUACUUCCGCGGCUUGAAGAGAGAGGAAGUCGCAGACUUGGAUGUACCAAUCGGUAUGCUCUACUGCCUCGAGCCCAAGCCUUACGGUGUAGACUUCAAAGCAUACAAGUGGGACAAGAACACCGAAUGGUUCUACGAACAGCCCAACUUCCAGCUCAAGCGCGCCGAGGACGAUAUGCAAUGA
Molecule: messenger RNA, 1419 nt
Organism: Aureobasidium pullulans EXF-150
Lineage: Eukaryota; Fungi; Ascomycota; Dothideomycetes; Dothideales; Saccotheciaceae
Product: bifunctional 6-phosphofructo-2-kinase/fructose-2,6-bisphosphate 2-phosphatase
Exons: 2
Coding region: 1-1419 (472 amino acids)
Biological process (GO): fructose metabolic process; fructose 2,6-bisphosphate metabolic process
Cellular component (GO): cytosol
Molecular function (GO): 6-phosphofructo-2-kinase activity; ATP binding
Source: RefSeq, a predicted model, not a curated record